Molecule: messenger RNA, 975 nt
Organism: Penicillium subrubescens
Lineage: Eukaryota; Fungi; Ascomycota; Eurotiomycetes; Eurotiales; Aspergillaceae
Exons: 4
Coding region: 1-975 (324 amino acids)
Source: RefSeq, a predicted model, not a curated record
AUGGUCGCUAUCAUCGCAGAUCAACUAGCCGUUUAUGACGGCCCUUUGAACUCGGAGAAUGCUGCUCUAUUGCGCCCAUCUGACCCUUCACUCCCCCUAGAAGAAUUGCGCAAGAGAUAUGACGAAGACGGAUACCUCUUCCUCAAGCAUGUUCUCCCCCGCGAAGAUGUUCUCUCCGCCCGUGAAUCAUACUUCUCCUCCCUAGAGCCAACCGGUGUUCUCAAGCCCGGUACCAAGCCCGUGGAGGGUGUUUUUGACCCAGCAAAGUCUCACGAAGAUUACCCCAGCAUUGGCGCAGGACACAUCGGUGGUAACGGAAGGCCAGGAGGUGAUCGUGCAGCAGCCUUCGUCGACCUUGCCCUGGACGCCCACUAUCAAGAUUGGUAUGCUGAGAAAUUCUGUAAUCACCCAGCUUUAUACGAUUUCGUCGCCAAAUUCACAGACUGGGGCAAAAACACGCUCAAUCUGCGCCGAACUCUCUUGAGGAAUAACAUCCCCGGCUCCAAGCCUAUUGGCGUACACUAUGACCAGAUCUUCCUGCGCUAUGGAGACCCUACCAGUGUUACAGCCUGGGUACCCAUGGGAGACAUUAAACUAAACGGUGGAGGCCUGAUCUAUCUGGAAGAUGGUGACCGCAUCGGAGUCGAGAUGGAAGAAGCAUUCUUCGCUAAGGCGAAGGAGUCUGGGUUAACCGAUGAGGAAGCACGGUCGGCUUUUAACUCCAACAUGAUGGCAACGGGGCUGCUGUCAGAGUUCCCGGAUGGGUUUGCCCGGGAACAUGACCGGCGCUGGCUGGUCUCGGCCUAUGAGGCUGGUGAUGUUGUUCUGCACAAGCCUCAUAUGAUUCAUGCUUCCACUAUCAACCAUGAUCCUGAUAAUGUGAUUCGCCUGGCGACUGACCUUCGUUUCUGCGACUCCUCAAAGCCAUUUGAUGAGAGAUGGAUGAACCACUACAGCUUCAAUGAUGGUGUAUAA